Chironomus riparius is the source of this 677-nucleotide messenger RNA. Lineage: Eukaryota; Metazoa; Arthropoda; Insecta; Diptera; Chironomidae. The record is from the annotation of a GenBank genome assembly.
CAAGUAUAAUUAAGUAUACUCUAUAUCUCUUAAAGCUAACUUUUGUUAUAUUCUAUAUUUCAUAAAACUUGUCAUAGCUCGUUGAUCAUUAAUAAUUUUAAAAAUGUCAGACAGCACGAUAAAACUAAGAUCAUCCGAUGGAAAUAGUUUUACAACAUCCUUAAAAUGUGUUAAGAUGUGUGGAACAUUGAAGGAAAUGCUUCUAACAUUAGAAAGUGUUGACAUUGAUGAAAUUCCUCUCCAUAAUGUUGAUUCCAUUACUUUAGAGAAAGUAAUUCGAUGGCUAGAACAUCACAAAAAUGAAGCACAACCAACAAGUGAGGAAAUUAAGGAUAAAACAGCAGAUACGAUCGAUGAUUGGGAUGAAUUAUUUUUGGAAGUUGAACUGAAUCAGCUAUAUGACAUGAUCACAGCAGCAAACUAUCUCGAAAUUCCACAAUUAUUAUGGUUGACGACACGCAAAAUUGCAUAUAUGAUUAAAGGAAAGAGUCCUGAAGAGAUUCGAACGAUUUUUAAUAUCGAAAAUGACUGGACACCACAAGAGUUGGAAGCUGUCCAAAAAGAAAAUCAGUGGUGUGAGGAAAAGUAGAUUUUGGGUUUUAAUGAAUUAUUAUUUCUUGUUGUGGAUUAAAAUGGACUUAAUGUGGUAUUAUAGAUUCCUAAUAAAUAAAAAAUAA